AUGGAGAAGUAUUUGGCAUCGAAAAAGCCUUGUAGAGAACGGAUAAAGCUUCCUCUUAGGUUUCGUUGGAAGACGAGUUUGGUUGAAUUGAAUGGGAAAUUUGAGGCGAACUAUCGUCAUGAGAUGAUGAACUUGCUUAUGCGUUCGUAUUCUGAGGUUGGAUCUUUUCAGCAUGUGUAUAGUAGGGAAAAUGGGACAAUUUGCUCCUCUAAUAUUAAUCAAAUGCUCACCGAGGCACAUACUGAGGGUAAUCUUUUAUAUAGAAGAAGGAACGGUGUAACUUCUGUAGACUUUGACAACAAGGGGAUAUACUUGGCGUCUGUCACGAAAUCAGGUUGCUUAACAGUUCAUGACUUUGAAGCUCUUUAUUGCCGGACAAACAAAUUAACUUGCUUGCAAGAAGACCAGAGCAAACUUUUACUGCACCUCUCACCUGAUCACCAACUUGAUGUUGUCAAAUGGAAUCCUCUUGACCAGAAUGAGGUUCUUUGUGCCUCUAUGAAUAGUAAUGUACUACUCGUAUUUGAUGUUGCAUAUAUGAUGUCAGAACCAAUUGAUGAGUUACGUACAAGAAAUCCCGCCACAGUUAGUGGAUCCAACAUACCCAAAGGUCUCUCUGAUGUUGCUUUUGCAUCAAAUGAUUCGAGGAUAUUUGGUUCUGAUACGCAUGGUACAGUUAAUGUUUGGGAUAGAAGAGCGAAGGGUCUACCCUGCCUCGAACUCACAUCUCCUUCAUUUGGUACCCUUAACAGCAUCCAAUUAGAUGCAGAAAAUCAGAUUGUUUUUGGUGCUGGGAGGCAUGGGAUUGUGCAUGUGUGGGAUUUACGAGGUGGAAGAGCAUCUACUUCAUUCCUAAAUCACAAAGAGAUAUGUCAUCCACCAGUAACUUCAGUGAAGUUGGCAACAUUAUUAGAGAAGAUUGGAUCCUUGAAGGCACAAGCAGAAAUUGUUCCCAAGGAGAUUCACUCUAUUGGUCUUAAUCCGUCGUUCCCAAGUCAGUUAGCAUUCCAUAUAGCAGACGGCUGGUCGGGUAUUUUGGAUAUUAAUAAUUUCAAAGUUACACAUAUUCAUUGCCCACCUCCAGCUUGGUUAAAUGAUUCGUAUGCUUCCCUUGAUCAAAUGGAUUUAAGAAAACCUUCAUGGUUAUCGACAUGUUCGAUCUAUUUGGCAGGGUCACCAUUAAAUCGCGGCCUUCAUAUGUUAGAUUUCUAUCCGAGUAUCAGCUCACCUUGUCACGUGGAUUACAAGGAGGAUGUACCAGAAUUUUCAAAACAAAAGAAUCACAAUAGGUUCAUUCCUUUAACUGGUGAAGUUUUGUCAUGUGCUGCUCAUCCUUUGUACAAUGCCAUCGUAGCAGGAACAAAGGAAACAUCUUUGCUUGUGAUAUCCCAAAAACGUAAGUCAUGCAAAGGAGAAGAUUAG
This is a messenger RNA of Vicia faba (fava bean), 1422 nucleotides long. Lineage: Eukaryota; Viridiplantae; Streptophyta; Magnoliopsida; Fabales; Fabaceae. The record is from the annotation of a GenBank genome assembly.